Messenger RNA from Thermothelomyces thermophilus ATCC 42464, 1023 nucleotides. RefSeq lists its product as uncharacterized. The record is from RefSeq and is a predicted model, not a curated record. NCBI's taxonomy places the organism in Eukaryota, Fungi, Ascomycota, Sordariomycetes, Sordariales, Chaetomiaceae. The transcript has 2 exons. The coding region runs from base 79 to 468 and encodes 129 amino acids.
GAUUCUGUUUUAUCCUUCGGUAGAGUAGAUCGUGAACACUCAAUUCUCGCACCCUCCAAUCUAACGGCAACAGACGCAAUGGAUUUCAUCAACAAGCUCGCCAACCAAACCGGCAGCAACCAGGGCGACAAAGCCCAGGGCCAGCAAGCCACCAGCCAGCACCAAAACCAGCAGUCCGGUUCCGGCUCUGGUGGCUUCCUCGACAAGCUCCAGGGCAUGGCCGGCGGCGGUGCUCAAGGCGAGAAGAGAGAAGACGCCCUCGACAAAGGCAUCGAUUGGGUACAGGAGAAUAUCCUCAAGCAGGGUCCGCAAAACAACGAGAGCGCCACCGAGCAGGCCAAGGACCGCCUUAUCGCCCAGCAGAUCCGCGACCAGUACCGGAAUGCCACUGGAAAGGACUUCCCCAUCAAGGAGAAAGAGAAGAACGAGGCGGAGAAGGAGUCGGGAGGGCUGAGUGGCCUGUUCUAGCUAGUCAGCUCUAGGCAUAUUCCAGCUUGGUUUCACUGCUGCUCAAUGUCUUGCUGUUCUGCUUUACCCCAUCUUCCCGGAGUAAAUGGAUCGAGUAUCCAUUUUGGGAGACGAGUUGAUGCAGACCGGUAACCCCUAACCCACGACGUCGCUUUCUUGAGAGUUGUACGUCCACCACCAGACGAAGCGUGUGCCGGUUCAAUCAGCACGCCAUUCGGAACAUCAUUACAGAACAGACCGGCACCCUUUUCGGCAGUGUGAGGGAUGUGUGGAUGGAACAGGCGUUGAUCCUAGCGCCGAAGUUAGUGAGCCUUCGGGGGCCAGGUAAAAUGGGGUCAAUCUAUGGCUUGUCCGGGGAUUCAAAAUUCCUAUCUCGCAGAACUGAAAGAGUCGACAGUGUCCCUCCUCACACCGGAGCAAAGCCAGCAUGCCAGAAAUCUCAGAAGGACCGGCAAGGAGCAGCGUACCAGAAUUCCCAAAAACGCCGCGAUCUUUACGGGCCGCGGAGCACCAGCUGGCAUGUAGACGGCAGGAAGUAAACCCAAGGAACCAUGC